AUGCCUACGACAAGAAAAAAGGUCUCUAAAAUUGUUUAUAAAGACGAAAACGAUAGUGAACCUGAUGGCGAUUUUAGUGACUCGGGUUCUGAGGCAGUUAUUUCGUCCGCGUCCAGCUCAAAUGAAGAUCCUGUUUCCUCGGCUGAUGAAUUCAAAGCAAUAAAGAGCGAAAGGCGUGUUCAACAUAAAAGGCCGAGUAAGCCAAAGAUCAGGCCGCAUUUAACAAAAUCUCUUCUACAGACAAUCCAAAAGCAGGCCGAUUUAAGUAUUGAAAAUGAUAUUGACACACCCCAGAUUUCAGUAAAAGAUUUAACCGAUGCAGACAAACUCUUACCGUCUAUUCUAAAUCUUUCUGAAAGUGAUAGCAGUGAAGAUGAGGCACCAAAACUUAAAACACAAAAGAAAGUAUCUAAAACAGUAUUUUCCCAAUAUCAAGAUUCGGAUAAAGAAGACUCAAAUAUAACAGAGUACAAGGAUGUCUUUUCUAAUACUUUUAAACCAGAUGACAGUGAAGAGAUUGCAAGAAAUGCAUUUUUAGAAUUAGAAAAACAUAAAAAUAAAGUUGAAGAAGCUAAGAGUUCUAUCCAAAAAUACUGUAUAAAAAAUAAUCAGCAAGAAGCAAAUGUUGAAGAUCUUCUUGCUUUGGGUGGUGAUGUUAUAACUGAAGAGCAUACAAUACCUAAAAAGAAGACUCGGAAUGUGGCUGAUGAUAGUGAAUCAGACAUAGAAGAUUGGGAAGAAGUUAAUGAGAAUAAAGCAACAGAAGGGAUACAAUUGUUAGUAAACAUUCCUGGCACAGUUUGCAAAAGAUCUAAGAAGCUUGAUGUUGAAAUGAUGAUGAAAAGAAAAAUUAAUCGUGUGAAAAAAGAGCAACAGAUAUUUAUGCACAAGGUACAUGUAUUGUGUUGGCUAGGCCAUGGUAAUUAUGUAAGCAAAGUUAUAAAUGAUCAGGAUAUUUUGUCAGCUGUACUUUCAUUAGUACCAUCCAAAGAGUGCUAUCCAGGUGACAGAGUGGAUAUGAAGUAUCUAGAACAGAUCACAACAUGGUUUCAUGAGAAAAUUAUGUUAAAUCAGGACAAACAUGAAAACAAAUUUCGAUCUAAAGCACCCCCACUGAAAACAACAUUAUUGGAACAGAUUCGAAAAAAAGUGUUUACUACAAAGAAAUACAUUGUGUUUGUCUUUGUGUCUUUACUAAGGGCACUUGGAUUACAAUGCCGUGUAAUGUUUAACUUUAUAACUGUACCUAUUCGACCACCAAACUCUGAACUAUGUUCUCUUUCUAUAAAAGAAAAUGAGCAAAAGGUAAAUGAUAAACAGCCUGCUAAAAAGGGGACAAAGAAUUCAGCUCAAAAGAGUAAAAUACCUCAGCUAGAUGGUGCUUAUGAUCAGAGCUCAUGUAGUGAUAUGGAAGUUGACAAUAUUAUGCAAGUAGAUGGGAAUGAUGAUAUUUCACCAGUGAAGACAAGAACACGAAGUCAAAAGCAUACUGUUAAAGACACAAGUAUAAAUCACGAGGUAUCACCUCCCAAGAGAUCCAAGAGAUCGAAAAGUACAGAAAAUAAACUAAAUAGUAAAACUGAAAGUUUAUCUUCCCAAAAGGCAGUCAGAAAUACAAGAAGUAAAAAGAAAACUGAAGUAAACAAAGACAAGCCCAUUUUAAUUGAGCCCCCUAAAAUUGUUAUAACAAAAGCGGUCAAUGAAAAAACUUCCAGUGCAUAUUUUGAAAAUCCUAAAUCCAACCAACCAGGUAGGAAAAGGACGAGAACAGAUUCAAGUGAAAAUAAAAGAGAUAUAGAUAAAGUUAAAACACGAAAUAAGAGCGCUCCUGGUAUUUCGUUAAAUACAAGCAAAUACUUUGACAAAGAGACAAAUGCCAAUAAUAGGCCUACUAGAUCAAAAGGGAGAAAACAAGAUGUAGUAGAAGAUAGUCAAAGAAUUAGUCAUAAAGACUUGAAAAAAGAAAACGCAAAAUCAAAAAAUGAUGUGAAAGAUGAUUUGAUUCAUAUUAUAAAAAGUAAAGUAAAAGAGGCAAAAAAUAAAACAAAGUCAUUACAAGUAAAAGGUAAAACAAAGGAUGAAUCAGACAAUGAUAGUGACUAUCUUCCAGUAGAAUCGCUUAAUCAUAAACGAUCAGGUAGUAGUGAUGAUUUCAAACCCAGUAAGAUUAGCCCAAAAGCCAGCACCAGCAAGAAAAAAGACAGAAGAGUGUUCUCUACUGAUGAUGAAUUACCACAAAAUAAGAUAGAUGUAUGGUGUGAAGUGUUUGUUGAAGAAUUAGAGGAGUGGAUUGCUGUUGAUGUUGUCAGAGGAAAAGUUCACUGUGUUAAUGAGAUUUAUAGUAAGUCUACCCACCCAAUGACAUAUACUAUUGGAUGGGACAACAACAACUAUUUGAAAGAUUUGACUCGCCGUUACGUACCUCAAUGGAACACAGUAACUCGUAAACAGCGUGUCGAUAACUUGUGGUGGACCACUGCUAUUAAGCCCUGGUUGGGACCAAAAACUGCCCGAGACAGAGAGGAGGAUGAGAGAUUAGAUCAGAUGCAAUUAGAAGCACCGUUACCCAAAGCCAUUUCAGAAUACAAAAAUCACCCACUCUAUGCACUGCAACGACACCUGUUAAAGUUUGAAGCAAUAUACCCACCUGAUGCAGCAGUUUUGGGCUUUGUUCGCAAGGAACCCGUUUAUGCGCGGGAGUGUGUCUAUGUUUGUCGUUCUAGAGACACUUGGCUUAAGGAGGCGAAAGUUGUAAAACUUGGAGAAAAGCCGUAUAAAAUUGUCAAGGCUAGACCAAAAUGGGAUAAGCUUUCAAACAAAAUGAUAACUGAUAAGCCACUAGAAGUGUUCGGACCAUGGCAAGUGCAAGAUUAUGAACCACCAACAGCUGAGAAUGGUAUUGUGCCUAGAAAUGCAUAUGGCAAUGUUGAACUUUUCAAAGAGUCCAUGCUGCCUAAAGGAACUGUCCAUAUUAAAUUACCUGGUCUAAAUAGGGUUGCCAAAAAGUUAAACAUCGAUUGUGCACCCGCCAUGACUGGUUUUGAUUUUAACGGUGGCUAUACGCACCCCGUGUUCGACGGCUUCGUUGUGUGCAAAGAAUUCGAAGAAAUUAUCACUGAGGCUUGGAUUAAGGAUCAAGAAGACCUAGAGAGAAGAGAAAGAGAAAAGAUUGAAACCAGAGUAUAUGGUAACUGGAAGAGACUAAUAAAAGGAUUGUUGAUUCGAGAAAGGCUUAAUGCUAAGUAUGGUUUUGAAAACCCCACCACAUCACAAAGUAAGAAGAAACCAAAAGGACCUCGCUUUGUGACCACAAAAAAGUCAUAA
Leptosia nina is the source of this 3324-nucleotide messenger RNA. The record is from the annotation of a GenBank genome assembly. Lineage: Eukaryota; Metazoa; Arthropoda; Insecta; Lepidoptera; Pieridae.